Messenger RNA from Mytilinidion resinicola, 486 nucleotides. RefSeq lists its product as uncharacterized. NCBI's taxonomy places the organism in Eukaryota, Fungi, Ascomycota, Dothideomycetes, Mytilinidiales, Mytilinidiaceae. The record is from RefSeq and is a predicted model, not a curated record. Bases 50 to 331 code for a protein of 93 amino acids. The transcript has a single exon.
GGCAUACACAAAAUUGACACGAUUCGAUCCAGCCGUUCACGCCGAUAUCAUGACUCGUCGGACCCCGAGGAUCCCAGUUGACCGUGGGAACGUUUCCCCAAGGGCAGCGCCGAGGCGUUACCAGCACGAUGUCAAUCCGCAACCGACCGUCUAUGACCCAAAGGAUCAGCGAUUCGCCCCCCUUUUCACGCUCGUCAGGUGGGAUUCGGACAGCGACCCUGACAUGGAGGAGAUUAAGAAGAGUACCGAUGCAUGGGAAGCAGAACACAGGGAGAAGAUGUUUCCUGCUCAUCCACGGGUGCCACUUCCACCAACCUCUCCAGAACUUUAGCUUUAACGGAUAUGCCUCACCAAUGCAAAAGAUGUGGAGGCAGAGCCAUGCAAUUGGGAAUGUCAGCAGCGGGACAAAUGAUGCUCUGCGGCUAGUGUUGACUGUUAGCUCGUUCUCUUUGGUAGGAAAUAGAAGAACAUUCAGUUGCUUGUAGU